UCCCCUGACGUAUGUGAGUGUUGGAGGUAAACGUCCCUCGUGCUGGCAUCAGUGGGCGGGGUGGAAGCUCUUUACUCUCCUGACUCCCUGCUGCUUUGUCCAUUCUGCUUCAUGUCAGUUCUGUUCCUCCUGAGUUCAGGACCUACAAGUGCAUACCCUGCAGUUCUAAUAGCUUUUCUCUGAACACUACAGAGGAGUGGCUAUUUUCCAUUUGUUUGUAUUGCACUUCAAGAAAUAAUAUGCCAUUGUCACGUUCCCUGUCCAUUACAUCCCUGAGUGGGCUGUUACCAGCCUGGGAGGACGAUGAGCUGCCCAUGGAAGACCUGAUGCUUUUUGAAGUGGCAUGGGAGGUCACCAACAAAGUUGGAGGAAUUUACACUGUCAUCCAGUCUAAAGCUAAGGUCACAGUGGAUGAAUGGGGAGAGAACUAUUACAUGAUGGGACCGUACUUUGAACACAACUUCAAGACACAAGUAGAAGGCUGUGUACCACCCAACCCAGUGAUCCAGAAGGCAAUGGAUGCUCUUAUCAACAAUGGAUGCCAGGUUCAUUUUGGUCGCUGGCUGAUUGAGGGCAGCCCUUAUGUUAUCCUGUUUGACAUCGGCACAGCAGCCUGGAAUCUGGACCGAUGGAAGGGGGACCUGUGGGAGACCUGCCACAUCGGUCUGCCAUAUCACGACCGAGAGGCUAAUGACUCUCUCAUUCUGGGCUCUUUGAUUGCCUGGUUCUUUAAAGAGCUAACAGACCACCUUGGAGACAAACCCAAUGUCAUCAGUCACUUCCAUGAGUGGCAGGCAGGUCCUGGGCUUAUUCUUUCUCGCUCCCGUAACAUUCCUAUGGCAACAGUUUUUACUACCCAUGCCACACUGCUUGGAAGAUAUCUUUGUGCUGGGAAUGUUGACUUUUACAACAACUUGGAUAAGUUCAAUAUUGACAAGGAGGCAGGAGAGAGGCAGAUCUACCAUCGGUACUGCCUGGAGCGAGCAGCGGUGCACUGCGCUCACGUCUUCACCACAGUGUCCCAGAUCACAGCAGUGGAGGCCAAACACAUGCUGCACAGGAAGCCAGAUGUGGUGACUCCAAAUGGGCUGAAUGUGAAAAAAUUCUCAGCCAUGCACGAGUUUCAGAACUUGCACGCCACUAAUAAGACUCGCAUCCAGGAGUUUGUCAGAGGACACUUUUAUGGACAUCUUGACUUCAACUUGGACAAAACCCUGUUCUUUUUCAUUGCUGGGAGAUAUGAAUUCUCCAACAAGGGAGCUGACAUUUUUCUUGAAUCGCUGUCUAGACUCAACUACUUGCUGCGGGUCCACAGAAAUGACUUGACUGUGGUGGUUUUCUUUAUAAUGCCAGCCAAAACAAACAACUUCAAUGUGGAGUCACUGAAGGGGCAGGCAGUGCGCAAACAGCUCUGGGACACGGCUCACACUGUGAAGGAGAGAUUUGGUAAAAAGCUUUAUGAAUCUUUGUUGACAGGAAACAUCCCAGACAUGAACACCAUUCUGGAUAGAGAUGACUUGACGAUUAUGAAGAGAGCUAUUUAUGCUACACAGAGGCACAGUCUUCCUCCAGUGACCACUCACAAUAUGCUGGACGACGCUGAAGAUCCAAUCCUGUUCAACGUCAGACGCAUUGGUCUCUUCAAUUCCAGAAACGACCGCGUCAAGAUCAUCUUCCAUCCUGAGUUCUUGUCCUCCACCAGCCCUCUGCUGCCAAUGGAUUAUGAGGACUUUGUUCGAGGCUGUAACCUUGGAGUUUUUCCUUCCUACUAUGAGCCGUGGGGAUACACACCAGGUGAGUGUACUGUGAUGGGCAUACCAAGUGUCACAACCAAUCUGUCAGGGUUUGGCUGUUUUAUGGAGGAGCAUGUCUCAGACCCUUCUGCCUAUGGUAUCUACAUUGUGGACCGUCGGUUCAAAUCUGCUGAGGAAUCCUGCAACCAGCUGACCCAGUUCAUGUUCAGUUUUUGUCAGCAGUCUCGACGUCAGCGCAUCAUCCAGAGGAACCGAACCGAGAGGCUGUCAGACCUGCUGGACUGGAGAUACUUAGGAAGGUUCUACACACACGCCCGUCAUCUGGCACUUAGCAGAAGUUUCCCAGACAAGUACAAGAUGGAUAACAAAGGUCCUCUAAAGACUGAGGGUUUCCGUUAUCCUCGGCCAGCUUCAGUGCCUCCGUCUCCCUCUGCCUCCCUCCAUUCCACCCCGCACCACAGUGAUGUGGAGGAUGAUGAUGAUGAUGAGCCAUACAAUGAAGAAGAGGAGGCAGAGAGGGACCGGUUGAACAUCAAGGCUCCUUUUAUGCUGGGGUCAGUGCCAGAAGGCAAGAAAAAGCAGCCAGGAGAGUCAGGGAAUUAAAAUCAAUAAUUUAAGUUCAGAAUCUUUCCUGGUUCCACUGACUGGCCAACACAUUCAAUAAACGUAGAGAUUAAAUAACAAUUAUCAUUUUACUUCUACUUUCACACAACUUUAGUUGUACCAGUCAGGAUCCAUAAAGAAAAGAUGCUGUUCAAAAUAUUUCAGGAAAUGAUUGGAUCUAACCUUUAUUUCAUAAACAUACACAAUGUCUUUGUUUUUUUAAUUAUAAAAAAUCUACAAACUUCUGAAAUUUAAACUUCUCUUUGACUCUUGCUGUUUCUCUAAACUGAUUAGUUAGCUACAUCAAAUAAACCAUCAGACCCAUUCCAUAAAUUAGAAUAUUAUUGAAAAAUCCAUUUAUUUCUGUUUCUGGUCUGCUCUGCAUCCAGAACCAAACAUGGAGAAGAGGAGCAUUCAGUUUUCAUGUUCCUCUAAUCAGGAUCAAACCUCUAGAAACACUAAGAUCCUUUAAAUCAAGACUAAAAGCCAAACGGCUCCAGGUGCUUUUGACUGAUAAAACCUGGAACUUUGAUCCAUAUAUCUGAUGUAUAUUUCAUGACAACAAUCCUUGAUUUUGAUGAUGCUAUUUGGAAAAAUAUAAUGUUUGUUGCAUAUUUGCUGUUCCCAACAUAAUUACUGCGUCGUGUUUUGAUCAUGUAAAGCAGUGGCCCCCAGGCCCUUGUCCUCAGGGCCCACAGGGGACAUGUUUCAGAUGUGUCCUUCUCCAGCACAACCGAAUCACUGCCUUUGCCUGCCUAUAGAAACCUGGUAAUCACCCAUUCAUUCAUGCCAGGUGUGCAGCAGCAGGUCACAGUCCUGUCGGGGCCCCAAAAGGUCCUCAGAGCUCUGAUGCAAACGACUUUGAUCUGCGUUGUUGUUGAAAUGUGCUACACAAAUAAACUUGACUUUUACACAUUCA
Gambusia affinis (western mosquitofish) is the source of this 3276-nucleotide messenger RNA. It is a transcript of the gene gys2, whose product is annotated as glycogen synthase 2. Gene Ontology annotation, biological process: glycogen biosynthetic process. Gene Ontology annotation, molecular function: alpha-1,4-glucan glucosyltransferase (UDP-glucose donor) activity. NCBI's taxonomy places the organism in Eukaryota, Metazoa, Chordata, Actinopteri, Cyprinodontiformes, Poeciliidae. The coding region runs from base 240 to 2357 and encodes 705 amino acids. Gene Ontology annotation, cellular component: cytoplasm. The record is from RefSeq and is a predicted model, not a curated record. The transcript is spliced from 16 exons.